Messenger RNA from Panicum virgatum (switchgrass), 3046 nucleotides. Its product is annotated as F-box/FBD/LRR-repeat protein At1g13570-like. NCBI's taxonomy places the organism in Eukaryota, Viridiplantae, Streptophyta, Magnoliopsida, Poales, Poaceae. The record is from RefSeq and is a predicted model, not a curated record. The coding region runs from base 31 to 2001 and encodes 656 amino acids. The transcript is spliced from 10 exons. Gene Ontology annotation, molecular function: protein binding.
GAGAGAGGCGAGAGUUGGGAUUGGGGCGAAAUGGAGCCCCCGCGCCGGCGCCGGGCGCCGGAUCGGCUGACCUCCCUCCCGGAGCCCCUGAUCGAAGGCAUCCUAACCCGGGUCGGCUUCCGCGACGCUGUCCGCACCUCCGCGCUCUCCCGUGCCUGGCGGCGCCGCUGGGAGUCGCUCCCCGCGCUGUCCCUCUCCCUCCUCGACGGCCUCAUCAGCACGCGCCCGACGACUGUCGACAGCGUCCUCAUCCGCUUCGCCGGCAGCAUCCGGGUCUUCUCGAUCCGCAUCGACGCCGACUCCCUGUUCCGCUGGCGCCUCGACGACUGGCUGAUUGCUUUGUCCCGCCGGGGCGUCCGGUCCAUGGACCUCCGACUCCCCUGCGGCUUCAACAUCAACUCCUCGAUCUACUCUUUUAGCAACCUCGUGACCCUGGAGCUGCACGGCGGCUACGUCCCAUCCACGCCCGUGGGAUUCGCCGGCUUCCCCGCGCUCCAGGAGCUCAAACUCGUCGACGUCCAGGUCUCGGUGAAGGAGGCCUUGGAGGCUAUCAUCGGCCGGUCGCCCCGGCUUGCUGUCCUCGAGCUAUGUGAAGUGCACAACCCUAGCGACGAGCCGUGUAUGAUUGCGGCGCCCAAUCUCCGCAGCCUAACAAUCGUUUCGGUGGCUGAUUAUUACGCCUGGGAAUUUGGGGAGCUGCCGUGUCUCGACAACGCCACCAUUGAUUUUGAUACCUAUGUGAACGGGGAUGAUUUUGGAGUUUUCAUUGCCGGCGUUGCUCAUGCUAGGAAGCUCACUCUCUCAACGUUCUACUACCAACCGUACAUCGGGGAUAUUUUAUUGGAAACACUUCCAUACACCUUUGCCAAUUUAAGGAGUUUGUUUCUCUCUACCCACUUUGAAAUGUAUGGCAUUUUGUCAACAUUUUGCUUGCUAAGGAAUGCUCCUAACCUUGAAGAUCUCGAAAUUGUGAUUAUCAAUAAUCAAGAGCAAGAAACUGAAGCAAAUGCAGAAUUCCAGAAUACACAAUGGACCGAUGGGAUGUGUGCUAGCCUUCAUGUUGUGAAGAUCAAUGACAUUUCCUGUUUCUUAAAUGAGAUGUGCUUUAUAGAAUUGGUCUUAUCUAAAGCAACAGCUCUUCGCAAAAUGUCUAUUAGUCUUGGUGAUGAAUGCUCAAUGUCUGAAGAGAAUGCACUAAGCAAGUUAUAUACAUAUAGAAGAGCUUCACCUUCUGCCCAAGUCUUUUUCAAAGGCAACAACUCAAGCUCCGAUGGAGAGGAACUGACAACUUCAGCGCCAUGUGGAGCUAGAAGAACUUUAUUCAGAAAUAAGAGCAUAGAAAAAUUUCAUAGAUUCAAGCCUUGGGAGGAGAGAAGUAGUAGCUACUCAUCAUCAGUUAAAGGCGGAAAAGAAUCAAGAAUAGCAUAUAUUAUUAGUAUCUCCAACCAUAUGCAAUUUGGGAUGACCAAGAACAAAUCAUGGGGAUGUGUUGAUGCUCGUUAUUUUAACCUUCUAGCACCUCAUUUUUCUGGUUGCAAAUCAGGUAAAAAUACACUCAGACAAGGUCAUCGUGGAGCUACUGGAAAUUCAAGGGGUUCUGGACAAGAUCCUCACCCAGAAUGGAGUCACCAGGCCAAAACAGGGAAGGCACCGAAUGCACCAUCUAGGUGUAUUGUAAUAUGGCGUCGGCUCCCUAAUGGCUCAUCAAGCAUCAACUUCCCACCCAAGCAAACCACAAUAACAUACCUUCUAGGGAAGAUUCCAGAACAAGAGGAUUUGCACUUUGCACCACGAAGCCAAGAAGCCAAAAGGGACAACGCUGCACUAUCCCCACCACAUGUCGGCAUAUGUCGCACGCCGUCGGGCACACUGGACCUAUGGUUUCUACAAGACAAGCUUGCAGCUUGCGUUUAUAUAAAUAGUCUGAGUUUUCACGUGCAAAAAGAACUUUUGGCCAUCAGUCAAAGACAAACACAUCUAGAGAAUCGUGAGGAAUCCUGAUGAAGCUAGGAUGGUACACCACAUCAAGAUUGCAGAUCAAGAACCACUAGCAUCUAGGCCCAAGGGUCCCUAUCCUGCUGGCUGAUCUCCAUACAAGGUUGAUCGUUGGGAGCUCUAAGGCAUCAUCUAGCUAGUCACCAGGGGACUAGCCGAAGGUUGUGGAGUUCUUGAGUGCAAUACAGUUCAUGACAAUAACCUCCGAUUGGUGAUAUAACCCUCUCAAAGACGGGUCCUCUUUGUUUCCUGUUGCAGGAUUAAGUGCAUGAAGGAUUGGAGGUCAUUAGCGGGGAUUCGAAGGAGCUCUCCAUCAUACAGAAACCUCACGACAUGAAAAUCAAAGGUCCUCGGGCGAUCGUCGAAAGGCAGAGGCUAGAGACAAGGAAGAUUAGAAUGAAGAUGGGGAUGAUGGAGGCAGAGAGGCAAGAGGACGCGGUUACCAGACUUUUGUGGUAUCAGUGACGUUUCCACUGGAUCUAGGAUGCAGGUUAUUAUAUACAGGGUAUCAAGCUGAACCACAACAUUUAUGUAUCGAGUAAAAAAAGUUAACAAUGCAUAUUACAAAUUCGAAAUGGGAACAAGGGGUGUCGGAUAUGGAAGCAGACACAGUUUGCACGGCAUGCACGGUCAAUGACGGAACAAGAAGCUGUGGGUCAAGAUCAACAAAAGCGGAACAUCCAAAACGACAGUGAUCCAUUGGCCAUGAUGUCACAUGGGUUACAGAGGACUGAGCCAGCGCGAUGGCACAAUGGAAUAGGGUUUGUUGCAUUUAUGGGCUGCAUGGCAGAAGAGAAAGGCGGACUCAUGAGAAGGGUGGGAUUGAUGGCAUAGGAGACUAUUCAGCACAGGGAUGGACUGUCAACUAGAUAUAUGUAAUUAUCGUCAACAUGGGCACUCAUGAGAAAUUGACAAGCUAAUAAUGAAAGUACCCUUAGAAAUAGACGGUUAGAUUAGAUCAAUGAUACUCCAGCUAUUUAAUAAAAGUAUCAUAAGGCACUGUAAGACCCUCACCUUAUUAUUCUGUGUAGAGAAGUCAAACAUUUGCUAA